Messenger RNA from Sphaeramia orbicularis (orbiculate cardinalfish), 1344 nucleotides. RefSeq names its product protein NLRC3-like. The record is from RefSeq and is a predicted model, not a curated record. The annotation marks the transcript as partial. The transcript has a single exon. Lineage: Eukaryota; Metazoa; Chordata; Actinopteri; Kurtiformes; Apogonidae.
ACAAAGGGCGUGGCCGGCGUGGGGAAAACAGUGUCCACACAGAAGUUCAGUCUGGACUGGGCUGAGGACAAAGCCAACCAGGACAUCCACUUCAUAUUUCCACUCACCUUCAGACAGCUGAAUGUGCUGAAACAGAAGAAGUUCAGUUUGGUGGAACUGCUUCAUCACUUCUUCACUGAAACCAAAGAAGCAGGAAUCAGGAUCUUUGCAGACCACCAGGUGGUGUUCAUCUUGGACGGUCUGGAUGAGUGUCGACCUCCUCUGGACUUCAACAACACUCAGAUCCUGACUGAUGUGACGGAGUCCACCUCAGUGGAUGUGCUGCUGAUGAACCUCAUCAGGGGGAACCUGCUUCCCUCUGCCCGCCUCUGGAUAACCACACGACCUGCAGCAGCCAAUCAGAUCCCAGAAGAGUAUCAUGGCAUGGUGACAGAGGUCAGAGGGUUCACUGACCCACAGAAGGACGAGUACUUCAGGAAGAGGUUCACAGAUAAAAGACAGACCAACACAAUCAUCUCCCACAUCAAGAGGUCACGAAGCGUCCACAUCAUGUGUCACAUCCCAGUCUUCUGCUUGAUCACUGCUAGAGUUCUGGAGGAUGUAUUGAAGACCACAGACAGAGGAAAACUGCCCAAGACCCUGACUGAGAUGUACAUCCACUUCCUGGUGAUUCAGGCCAAAGUGAAGAACGUCAAGUAUGAUGGAAAAUCUGGGAGAGAUUUACCCUGGAGUCCAGAGACCAGGAAGAUGAUUGAGUCUCUGGGAAAACUGGCCUUUGAGCAGCUGAAGAAAGGAAACCUGAUCUUCAGUGAAUCAGACCUGACAGAGUGUGGCAUCGAUAUCAGCUCAGCGUCAGUGUACUCAGGAGUGUUCACAGAGGUCUUCAAAGAGGAGAGCGGAGGGUACGAGAACAAGGUGUUCUGCUUCAUCCAUCUGAGUGUCCAGGAGUUUCUGGCUGCUCUUCAUGUCCAUCAGACCUUCAUCAACACUGGAGUCAAUCUGCUGUCAGAACAAACAUCUGUUUGGUCUAAACUAUCAAAGGUCAAACCAGUCCAGUUGUACCAGACCGCUGUGGACCAGGCCUUACAGAGUCCAAAUGGACAUCUGGACCUGUUCCUGCGCUUCCUCCUGGGUCUAUCACUGCAGACCAAUCAGAGUCUUCUACACGGUCUGGUGAAAGAAACAGGAAGCAGCUCAAAGACCAACCAGAAAACUGUAGAGUACAUCAAGAAGAAGAUCAGUAAGAAUGUGUCUGCAGAGAGAAGCAUCAACCUGUUCCACUGUCUGAAUGAACUGGAGGAUAGAUCUCUGGUGGAUCAGAUCCAACAGUACCUGAGAUCAGGA